Molecule: messenger RNA, 1159 nt
Organism: Heterocephalus glaber (naked mole-rat)
Lineage: Eukaryota; Metazoa; Chordata; Mammalia; Rodentia; Bathyergidae
Product: olfactory receptor 8D1-like
Biological process (GO): G protein-coupled receptor signaling pathway
Cellular component (GO): membrane
Molecular function (GO): olfactory receptor activity; G protein-coupled receptor activity
Source: RefSeq, a predicted model, not a curated record
CAUUCUCUUUCCUAGAGGGAAUGGCCAGAUACAAUUAUUCUACCAUGACUGAAUUUGUCCUCGAGGGAUUAACAGCUCAUCCAGAACUCCAGCUACCACUAUUCUUCUUGUUUCUAGUCAUCUAUGGAGUCACGAUAGUGGGAAACCUGGGUAUGAUCCUCCUAAUCACUUUCAGUACUAACCUGAAAUCUCCCAUGUACUUUUACCUGAGUAAUUUGUCAUUCUUAGAUCUGUUUUAUUCUUCAGUUGUUACCCCCAAGAUGCUGAGAAACUUCAUGUGGGAGCAAAAUAUUAUCUCCUAUUCUGGGUGCAUGACACAGCUUUUUUUCUUUUGUGUUUUUGCUAUUGCUGAGUGCUAUAUGCUGACUGCUAUGGCCUAUGAUAGAUAUGUAGCUAUCUGUAAACCACUGCUGUACAAUGUCACCAUGUCCCAAAAGGCAUGCAAUGUACUGGUGGCAGGAGUCUAUGUCAUUGCAACUUUUGGAGCUGAGGCCCAUACUGCUUCUAUGGUCAGGCUUUCCUUCUGUAGGGACAAUGUCAUCCAUCAGUAUUUUUGUGACAUACUUCCUCUCCUGGAGCUGUCCUGCACCAACACCUACCUCAAUAAGCUGCUGUUCAUAUUUGUAGGUGGAUUCAACAUGGUAGCAACAGCUGUGCCCAUCACCAUCUCUUAUGCCUUCAUACUCGCCACCAUUCUUCAAAUACCCUCAUCUGAAGGCAGAUCCAAAACGUUUAGUACAUGUGGUUCUCAUGUUAUGGCUGUUGGGCUCUUCUAUGGAUCUAUGAUAUUUAUGUACUUUAAGCCAACAUCUAGUAACAACAUGGCCCAGAAGAAGGCAGCAUCUGUGUUCUAUACCACAAUAAUUCCCAUGCUGAAUCCCUUGAUCUAUACUUUGAGGAAUAAGGAUGUAAAGAAGGUAUUGAGAAAAGUCAUGAGGAAAAGGUAUGGCCCACACUAGAGUUUGUAUCAGAACAAUUUAAGGUCAUGACAAUAGUUUGUCCCUUUAUUUUGCUUAAAACUAACUUCCCUUUCUGUUUUUUGAAUUAAUACCCUGGUCUCACUUUCUCUAGCACAGUAAUAGAUGUUAUCCUUUUAUUGUAGCUUAUGCAAACACACACAUGCACACACACAUACUUGUACACACACACAAACACACAC